AUGGCGUCUCCUCCAGCACAUCAUUCCAGCAAGGCAGAGGAGCUGCGAAAGGCUACUACCUUCCACCCAAGCCUGUGGGGUGAUUUCUUCCUCACAUACCAGCCGCCAACUGCACCUCAGCAAGCAUACAUGAAAGAGCGAGCAGAGGUAUUAAGAGAAGAUGUUAGGAAGGUUUUGAAGGACUCAACUGAAUUACCAGAAACAUUGAAUCUUAUAUUAACACUGCAAAGACUUGGACUGGAUUACCACUACGAGAAUGAGAUAGACAAGUUAUUGCACCAUAUUUACAUCUCCGAUUACAAUGACAAAGAUCUUAACUUAGUUUCACUGCGGUUUUAUCUUCUUCGCAAGAAUGGUUAUGAUGUGUCAUCAGAUGUAUUUCUGAACUUCAAAACAGAAGAAGGUAGCUUUGCUUAUGCUGACACGAGAAGCUUGUUAAGCUUAUAUAAUGCAGCAUAUUUGAGGAGGCAUGGAGAGAAGGUACUAGAUGAAGCAAUUUGUUUCACUAGACGUUGCCUUCAAGGUAUCCUUGUACUUCCAGAACAUCAUUUGCAAAGGAGGUGGUGGAAGGAGUUCCUAGCCAAAUCAAAGAUGACUUUUGUCAGAGAUAGGAUAGUAGAGAUGUAUUUCUGGAUGAAUGGAGCAUGCUAUGAUCCACCAUACUCUCGUUCCCGAAUUAUACUAACAAAGAUCACAGGUCUCAUUACAAUAAUUGAUGAUAUGUUUGACACAUAUGGUACCACUGAAGAGUGCACAAAGUUCGCUGAAGCACUUGGCAGAUGGGAUGAAAGUGCAAUACAUCUCCUUCCAGAGUACAUCAAGGGUUUCUACUUGUUCCUGUUGGAGACAUUUCUGUCAUUUGAGGAUGUGUUAGGGCCAGAGAAGAGCUAUCGUGUGCUUUAUCUAAAACAGGCGAUGGAGCGCUUAGUUCAGACAUACUGCAAGGAAAUAAAAUGGCGUGAUGAAGAUUAUGUGCCCACAAUGAGUGAACACCUUCAAGUUUCAGCAGAAAGCAUUGGAUCCAUCGCUCUAACAUGUGCUGCAUAUGUUGGAAUGGGUGAUAUAAUAACAAAGGAGACUUUCAAGUGGCUUUUGAGCUAUCCUCAAUUUCUAACAUCUUUUGGUACAUUUGUACGGCUCUCCAAUGAUGUCAUAUCAACCAAGCGUGAGCAAACAAAAGACCACAGUGCCUCGACUGUCCAUUGUUACAUGAAGAAGCAUGGAACAACAAUGAAUGAUGCAUGUGAAAAGAUAAAAGAACUUACUGAAGAUUCAUGGAAGGAUAUGUUAGAGCAAGGCCUUGCACUGAAAGAACUACCAAAGGUUGUGCCACGAAUAGUGUUUGACUUUUCAAGAACCACGGAUAAUAUGUACAAGGAUCUUGAUGCAUUGACUUCUUCAGAAGCACUCAAAGAAAUGAUACAACUACUAUUCGUGGAACCGAUACCCGAAUGA
Molecule: messenger RNA, 1455 nt
Organism: Miscanthus lutarioriparius
Lineage: Eukaryota; Viridiplantae; Streptophyta; Magnoliopsida; Poales; Poaceae
Source: the annotation of a GenBank genome assembly